AUAAAACGGUUUUUAAAGAGAGAGGAAGAGGAAAGAAAGAAAGAUAUCAAAGAAAGUGCAGCAAAAAUAACUCAAACUACAAAGCGCAAAAAUAAACAAUAACAACCAGUGAACCAUUUAACAGUCACUUGCCGCUUUGCUUGCAAACCUAUUUUUGAUAUGGUGGUCGUUAUUGUUAUACUUUCAAAUAACCUUUGAAUAUCUUAAAUACCCAUGGGAUAGCAACCCAACUAUUUUAUUAUGGCUUAUGGCUAAGAGCAAAGCUGUUCAUAUCCCAAUUCCCAAUUCAGUGAGGACUGGGAAUCGGGAACAGAAGCCAGCAUUCUCCCCAGUUCCCAAUUUUGGAGUUACACAAAACAGACUUGAAAAUAUUCAGGCUAUUCUUAUCACAUUCAUUAACCCUUGUGUUUGUUUGCAAAUUAUGUUGAGUAUCCUUGAGUUGGGCUGAUGACAUAAUCGCUGUAUAUCACUCUAGCGGUUAUCUAAUUUGACGUAAUAGCAUCUAUAUUUUUCUCAAAGAAAAAUAGUUGAAGUGAAUGAAUUGAAUGAAUUGUUGGGCUUUUAGUUUAAUUUUGGAACAUUAUAAUUAUUUUCUCUUGCUUUUUCUUAUUUUUUUCUUCCACUUUUUAUGCGUCUAAAAAGUGUUUUUAAACUAUUUUUCUAAUAUUUGUAACAGUCAUAUCUUUACAUUCUUCAAUUGUCUUUGUUGAAAUUUAAUUUUCAGUGCAUGAGCUUUUACCUAUUUAGAAC
Messenger RNA from Ascoidea rubescens DSM 1968, 750 nucleotides. RefSeq lists its product as uncharacterized. The record is from RefSeq and is a predicted model, not a curated record. Lineage: Eukaryota; Fungi; Ascomycota; Saccharomycetes; Ascoideales; Ascoideaceae. The coding region runs from base 248 to 448 and encodes 66 amino acids. The transcript has a single exon.